Molecule: messenger RNA, 1162 nt
Organism: Stylophora pistillata
Lineage: Eukaryota; Metazoa; Cnidaria; Anthozoa; Scleractinia; Pocilloporidae
Product: ubiquitin domain-containing protein 2
Molecular function (GO): protein binding
Source: RefSeq, a predicted model, not a curated record
AUCGAGCGAAUAUAAAUUGAUUUCGCAGGAACUUUUUGAACGCUAGCAGAGAAGAAGAGAUCUGCAUCGUAAUGGUGGAAAACAACCUCUGUUACCGCCGCUUUGGCGAUGCAGUGUAAUUUCUUUUUGCGUCACCCUCUUAAUCAGUCAUAACUAUGGGUGGUUGUAUGGGAACAUCUCGAGAACCAAGCAUAAGAGUCAGCUCUGGUAGCGAUCAAUUUGGUAGUACGCCAGGAGUUACUUUAGGCCGCAAUCAACCACUAAAGAAAGAGAGGCCGCCAUGGACUUCAGAAAUGCCUCUAACAGAGGGCCAACUCCGCAGUAAAAGAGAGGAGUUUUGGGAGACUGCGCCUGCUUUUGAAGGGCGGAAGGAGAUUUGGGAUGCAUUAAGAGCAGCUGCUGAAACGGACGACCAUACUUGGGCGCAGGCAAUUGUAGAUGGAGCAAACAUUACUCUUCCUACAGGAUCAUUGCAAGAUGCAUAUGAUGAACUUGGUAACAGAUAUGUCCUUCCAGUGUACUGUGUGAGCAAGCCAACAAAUUUAAUCAGAGAUGAAGAUGUUAGUGGUGAGGCCAGUGCAGAAGUUGAAGAUGAUGACUCAGUGCCUACAGGGGAAGAACUGUAUAUUAAACUUCGCUUGUCAACUGGCAAGGACCUUAAAAUGACUGUAUAUACUUCAGACACUAUCCUUAAAAUUAAGAAAAAGCUUCAAAAAAUGGAAGGGUUCGAGCCAUCAAAGCAGAGAUGGUUUUAUGCUGGGCGAAUGUUGAUUGACAAGACCACAAUAGGAGAGGCAAAAAUUCCCAAGGGCUAUGUGGUGCAAGUUAUUUUGCCACAACCUACGCCUGUUGAAAACUAAAAGGUUGUAACUCAAGGCAGGCAUUGUUUUGCUGCUACAAACGUUUUUUAAAGUCCUACGAAGUGUUGAACACCCCAUACAGAAGAACUCUCAACCUGGAGCCCAUUUCAGGCACUUGGUUGAAUGAAAAGCAGCCUAGAGAAAAUUGAGUGAGGACAAGUUGUAUGUGCCAAUUGCCUGGAACAACUGAGAAGUUAAUCACAAUUUUAUCACAUGGAGGUUAUACAUGUUCUCAAGCAUUACCUUCCUGUGAAGAACAUACCCAGCUUUUACAAACAAUAAACACUUGUAUUUAAAUGAAA